Molecule: messenger RNA, 1418 nt
Organism: Vigna umbellata (rice bean)
Lineage: Eukaryota; Viridiplantae; Streptophyta; Magnoliopsida; Fabales; Fabaceae
Gene: CAD1
Product: cinnamyl-alcohol dehydrogenase
Molecular function (GO): zinc ion binding; oxidoreductase activity, acting on the CH-OH group of donors, NAD or NADP as acceptor
Source: RefSeq, a predicted model, not a curated record
AUUGUUUUUAAUUAAUUCGAUUGCUUAUAAAAGUAAUCGUUUGAAAAUCACUAUGAGUCAUUUAUUUUACAUCUUCAUCCCCUCCGAUCCUCACAUUCGUGGAUCCCUUACUCAACACACCACAGAAAAAAUAUGAGUUCCAAAGGUGUUGAUGAGCAGUGCCUGGGAUGGGCGGCAAGAGAUGCAUCCGGAGUUCUAUCACCUUACAAAUUCAGUCGCAGGAAUCUUGGGAACGAAGAUGUUCAUAUUAAAAUUACACACUGUGGUGUUUGCUACGCUGAUGUAAUUUGGACAAGGAAUAAACAUGGUGACUCAAAGUAUCCUGUUGUGCCUGGUCAUGAAAUUGCUGGGAUUGUGACAAAGGUUGGCCCUGAUGUCCACCGUUUCAAUGUUGGUGACCAUGUUGGAGUGGGGACUUAUGUCAACUCGUGUAGGGAUUGUGAGUAUUGUAACGAAAAAAAAGAAGUUCUUUGUACCAAGGGAUCAGUCUUCACUUUUAAUGGUGUUGAUUUUGAUGGUACAAUAACAAAAGGAGGAUACUCAAGUUAUAUAGUAGUCCAUGAGAGGUACUGCUUCACGAUACCAAAAGGCUAUCCAUUGGCUUCAGCAGCUCCUUUGCUUUGUGCUGGAGUUACUGUUUAUUCUCCGAUGGUGCGCCACAAGAUGAAUCAACCUGGAAAAUCUCUUGGGGUGAUUGGUCUUGGUGGCCUUGGUCAUAUGGCAGUGAAAUUCGGAAAGGCAUUUGGUUUGAGUGUAACAGUUUUUAGCACUAGUUUGUCCAAGAAAGAAGAGGCACUGACCUUGCUUGGUGCAGACAAAUUCGUUGUUUCAUCUAAUCAAGAGGAAAUGAAGGCGUUGGCUAAAUCGCUGGACUUUAUAAUCGACACAGCAUCUGGUGAUCACCCAUUUGAUCCUUACAUGUCACUUUUGAAGCCAUAUGGUGUUUUUGUCCUAGUUGGUUUCCCUAGUGAAAUCAAAUUCAGCCCUGCAAGCCUUAAUAUAGGAUCAAAGACUUUCGCCGGAAGCGUUACAGGUGGUACAAAAGAUAUACAAGAGAUGAUUGACUUCUGUGCUGCAAACGAUAUUCACCCAAGGAUAGAGGUGAUUCCAAUCGAAUAUGUCAAUGAAGCUCUUGAGAGGCUCGUAAAUAGAGACAUCAAAUACCGGUUUGUAAUAGAUAUUGAGAACUCCCUAAAAGAAAAUUAAGUUGCUUGCAAAACCAGACAUGAUUGGAGUUUAUCAUGUUAAAAAGGUAAUGAUGCUUAGUGGUCAUAUUUACUUCCAUAGACAUGGUUCCAAUGGAGCGUUCAGUUUAAAUAAAAUGUUGAAUUUUCUUUAACUGUUUUGUGUAACUGAUAUGAUAUGAUUAUUAGAAGAUUUUUGGUCAUGGAAAUUAAUAUUGUGUUAUUUUAAUUUUA